Messenger RNA from Diabrotica virgifera virgifera (western corn rootworm), 1346 nucleotides. RefSeq lists its product as uncharacterized. Lineage: Eukaryota; Metazoa; Arthropoda; Insecta; Coleoptera; Chrysomelidae. The transcript has 2 exons. The record is from RefSeq and is a predicted model, not a curated record. The coding region runs from base 27 to 839 and encodes 270 amino acids.
GCCACUUUAUGCCAACAUCAUUUUGAAUGUCUUGUAACGAUUGUUUUUUUCUUUUUUUAGGUCAAGACAACAUCCUUGCUGCUAUUACAGAUUUGGUUUUAAGAUUGGAUAGGGUUGAACAAAUAAUCCAAAAAGAUGUUUCUGAUGUGGUUUCAUUGGGAGAAGAUUUUCAGUUGUUUCCCAUCAGAGAGACUAAAUAUGUAUUCAAAUUAGAAAAAGACUUAAACAAUGAGGAUUUCAAGAAAAAAAUAUUUUCACACUUCGGCAGAAUUAUUGGAACAUCAACUCCAUGGAAAACGGCAUGUUACAAAUUAUGUAACAUAAUAUUUACUAAAGAAGUGCUAACAUGCUUUUCUUGGACAGGCAUGAGCCGAAACAAUAAUAAAGAGGCCUUUAAAAAUUUAAAAAAUACUCUCGAUAUUUUUUAUAGAGCAGUAUAUAAAGCUGACAAUACAUUUUCAUACUCUCAAAGGGAUGCUUUCUUCCGAGACGGAAUUUUAAAACACAGUAAUACUCGUUUGAAACAAAGCCAAAAACUAAAGCAAAGGAAUGGCAAAGGAGUAGAAAAAGAAAGGGAAGAGGGAGGAAAAACAGGAGAAGAGGAAGAAGAGAAUGAAAAUGAAGAAAUGCAGGAUUACAGAGAAGCACCAGAUGAAAUAGAAGAGGAAUUGAAAUUAGAGAAUGGUGAAGAAGAAAAACAAAUGAUGGAGCAGGAAAGAGAAGAAAUGAUGGAGCAGGAAAGAGAAAUAAUAUUUGAAUAUGAGGAAGUAGAAGAUUCAGAUAAAGAGGAUAUCAAAAUUUUGAUGCAAAAUUGCCGUUCAGUAGACAAUUAUUGGUAAUUGCGUAAGCAUGCAGGGCCUCAAUUUUUGACCCUUCGCUUCGUUAUCGAACGUAUUCGUUUCGUAUCUGUUUAGUAUAUGAAGCGAAUACGUUCGAUAAUGAAGCGAAGGGUCAGAAAUCGAGACCCUUCCGUUUUAUUUCUUGCCAAUAAAAAAUUAGUUUUAAUUUCUUAGUCUUAGUCUUUAUUAAUACUUUUGUAUUGUUCGUCCGCUAUAACUUUUCCCAUGCGUCACGAUUCAUUUUCAAACAAAUUAAGUCAAAACAUAAAGUGAAACGAACGUUGAUGUGUAUAUACAUAUUUUUGUAUACAUACUAUAUACUACAUAUAUUGGCGUACGUUUCACUUUAUGCUUUGCCUUAAUUUGUUUGAAAAUAAAUCGUGACGCAUGGAAAAAGUUAUAGCGGACGAACAAUAUUUACUUCUAUUUUAAAUGUUUGUUGCUUUUUUAGAUUUUAAGGGUAGAAAUGUAAUGUAAAUAAAACAAUAAAACAGUGAAUUUUAUAAA